Messenger RNA from Eruca vesicaria subsp. sativa (arugula), 2428 nucleotides. The record is from the annotation of a GenBank genome assembly. NCBI's taxonomy places the organism in Eukaryota, Viridiplantae, Streptophyta, Magnoliopsida, Brassicales, Brassicaceae.
GGAAUAACAAAUCAAAAACCUAAAUUCAGUUUUGAUAAAAAAAAAAGAAAACCUAAAUUCAGUAUUCAAAUGGGGAGUAUCGGAGGAGAAGUAUACACUAUGUUAUGCGGCGGAGAGAUCAAGAAAAACACCAUGGUGGUUACCGCUGAUCCUCUCAACUGGGGAGCUGCAGCAGAGCAAAUGAAAGGGAGCCAUUUGGAUGAAGUGAAGAGAAUGGUUAAUGACUUUAGGAAGCCUGUGGUGAAUCUCGAAGGAGAGACUCUUACCAUUGGACAAGUGGCAGCAGUCUCGACCUUUGGAAAUGGUGUGAAGGUGGAGUUGUCAGAGACGGCUAGAGCCGGUGUGAAAGCUAGUACUGAUUGGGUGAUGGAGAGUAUGGUCAAAGGCGCUGAUAGUUAUGAUGCUGCUUCUCGGAGAACCAAAGACGUUGUCGCACUUCAGAAUGAACUUAUAAGAUUCAUGAACGCUGGAAUAUUCGGGAACAAGACCGAAACAUGCCACACACUACCACACUCCACCACAAGAGCAGCCAUGCUUGUACGUAUCAACACUCUCCUCCGAGGAUACUCCGGCGUCCGUUUCGAGAUCCUCGAAGCCAUCACCUCUUUCCUCAACACAAACAUCACUCCAUCUCUCCCUCUCCGCGGCUCACUCACCGCCUCCGGAGACCUCAUCCCUCUCUCCUACGUCGCUGGACUCCUCACCGGCCGUCCCAACUCCAAAGCCACUGGUCCUAAUGGCGAAUCCUUAAACGCAGAAGAAGCCUUCAAAAUGGCGGGAAUCACCUCAGGCUUCUUCGAUUUUCAACCUAAGGAAGGUCUCGCGCUCGUCAAUAGCACGGCGGUUGGAUCCGGCCUGGCGUCGGUGGUGCUAUUCGAAGCGAACGUUCUCUCCGUCUUAGCUGAGAUUCUUUCCGCGGUUUUUGCGGAGGUAAUGAGCGGGAAACCGGAGUUCACCGAUCAUUUAACUCAUAGACUCAAACAUCACCCCGGCCAGAUCGAGGCCGCGGCGAUCAUGGAGCAUAUCCUGGACGGAAGCUCGUACAUGAAGUUAGCUAAGAGACACCAUGAGAUGGAUCCGUUACAGAAACCGAAACAAGACCGUUACGCACUCCGUACAUCACCUCAAUGGCUAGGUCCUCAGAUAGAAGUGAUCCGUUACUCAACAAAAUCGAUCGAGCGUGAGAUUAACUCUGUUAACAACAAUCCGUUGAUCGACGUUGCGAGAAACAAAGCAGUUCAUGGUGGAAACUUCCAGGGGACACCGAUUGGUGUCUCCAUGGACAAUACUCGCCUCGCGAUCGCAUCCAUCGGGAAGCUCAUGUUCGCUCAGCUCUCUGAGCUUGUCAACGAUUUCUACAACAACGGCUUACCUUCGAACCUAACUGCUUCUAGGAACCCGAGUUUGGAUUAUGGAUUCAAAGGAGCAGAGAUCGCGAUGGCUUCCUACUGUUCGGAGCUUCAGUACUUGGCUAAUCCAGUGACAAGCCAUGUUCAGUCCGCGGAGCAACACAACCAAGAUGUUAACUCUCUUGGUCUGAUCUCAUCUCGUAAGACUUCGGAAGCUGUUGACAUUCUCAAACUCAUGUCCGCAACUUUCCUUGUCGCCAUUUGCCAAGCUGUUGAUCUGAGACACUUGGAGGAGAAUCUGAAACAAACUGUUAAGAACACAGUCUCUCAAGUCUCUAAGAAAGUUCUAACUAAUGGAGUCAACGGUGAGCUUCAGGUAUCUCGCUUAUGCGAGGAAGAUUUACUCAAAGUUGUAGACCGUGAACAAGUCUACACAUACGCUGAUGAUCCAUGCAGCGCCACCUACCCGUUAAUCCAGAAGCUAAGACAAGUUAUUGUUGACCAUGCUUUGAUCAACGGCAAGAGGGAGAAGAACGUAGUGAAUUUCAUCUUCCAAAAGAUUGGAGCUUUCGAGGAAGAGCUCAAGGCGGUGCUUCCAAAAGCAGUGGAGGCAACUAGAGCGGCGUAUGAUGACGGAAGAGCUCAUAUCCCAAACCGGAUAAAGGAGUGUAGGUCAUAUCCUUUGUAUAGAUUCGUGAGGGAAGAGCUUGGAACAAAGCUUCUGACUGGAGAGAGAGUGACGUCGCCAGGAGAAGAGUUUGAUAAGGUUUUCACUGCGAUUUGUGAAGGGAAGAUCAUUGAUCCGAUGAUGGAAUGCCUUAACGAGUGGAACGGAGCUCCCAUUCCAAUAUUUUAAAUAUUGUCUAUCACAACAUCAACUAAGUGUGGCAUAUAUUAUCCAUAAUAAUCAACACCAACUAUACUAUAUGUGGUGUGUAGUGUAAGAUAUUUCUUGUGUUGUGUGUAAUGUAAAAUAUCAAAUAUCUAAGGAAUAUUUCUUAGUUCUUGUAAUAUAAAUAAGGAGAUUUGUAAUUCAAAGCUUAGUUACUACUCUUUUGCCGAGGAUAAAUCGACAAACG